Molecule: messenger RNA, 3361 nt
Organism: Thamnophis sirtalis
Lineage: Eukaryota; Metazoa; Chordata; Lepidosauria; Squamata; Natricidae
Source: RefSeq, a predicted model, not a curated record
GAUGCGUCCGCCGUAUAAAUAAUUAUAAAAACAGGGAAGUGCCGCAGAAAUUGUUCGGAGAAACCCAAGUUCUCCUCCCUGCCCAAAUGGACCUUUUCAAGCAGAUCCUGCCCGAAGUGCGGGAGGUUUUAUUAACUGCUUCGGCCCCGCAGCUCCAAACCUUCCUGGACUCCAUGCUGAGCGAAGGGAUCCUCUCCCGGGAAUAUUAUCAGACUUUGCUGGAUGAAAAAGACACCGAUGACCUGGCAAGGAAGCUCGCUCUGACCCUGCUUGGGAAACGGGCCGGGCCUUCGGAUCCCCACAGCCGCCUCCCCCCCUUGCAGCUUUCCGGCAAUGCUAGAGGACCUGCUAAGAACGGAGCGGUCUCACUGAGGACUAGAAACUGGACCGCCGCUCCCGCCCCAGAUGAGGUGAGCCCUGGAGGGAUCCCACCGGAGACCCCCUGCCUGCAGAGCGAGGCCCACCCGGCGUCGAUGGAUGAGAUGGAGGAGGCCCCUGCAGUCCAAGCGUCCGAGGCGGCCAGUGACGACCAGGACAACCCGGAGGUCUUCUACACCGUGGAGAGGGACGAAAGCGGAGAAGUCCUCUCCCUCUGCGCCGACAUGGGGGAGGCCUACGACAAAAUCGCUGCCCUGGCUGAAUAUCUGCUGAAAGACCAGCAAGACGCUCCAGCGGACGAACAUUUUGAAAGGCUCUUUUGGGAUGGGGGGGCUGCCGAAGGGCCCGGGGGCUGCGCAGAGGCCAGGAGCCGAGGCCCUUCCUCGGACGGCCCCGAAGCCAAGCGCCUGAGGCUGGCCCACCCGCCGGCUCUGUGCAUUGUAAACAGGGACCCCCUCGCCCUCCCGCUGAACCCCGGCCAGGAUGGCACCGACUCUCCACCAGAGUUCCACGUGCAAAUUUUGGUGGCCACCGUGGGGCCUGCGGGCAGAUCCCCAGAAGCGCUUGGCUCGCCCCGGGCUUUCUGCAAAGGGCUGAAGGAGCAUUUCCGCAGAGAAUGCCGUUCGGGGCCUGGGCAGCCCCUGGGACCCCUGUACCUGGAGAGGGACUUGGUGCAGCACCACCUGGACAGCAGGGGUGGGAGGAGCGCAGACCUGAGGCGGUGCCACCUGGGAGAGAAGCGCAAGGCCUCCGUGGAGAGAAGCCGCUUGUUCCAGACGGCCAGGAGAAAGGAGCCGGGCAGCAGGGUCAUCGUGGUGCUGGGGAAGGCCGGCACGGGGAAAAGCCUGCUGGUCCAGAAGGUCUGCCUGGACUGGGCCGAGGGCCUCCUGCCCCAGUUCGACUUUGUCUUCCGGUUCGACUGCCGGAGGCUGAGCCUCCUGCAGGGCACCUGCCCCGACUUCAGGUCCCUGCUCUCGGACUCCCUGGGGGGCUCCUGCCAGGGCCUCGAUGACGCCUACGCCAGCCUCCUGCGGAAGCCGGAAAGGGUCCUCCUCCUGUUUGACGGCGUGGGAGACCUGAAGGACCCCGAGGGCUCCCCCUCCGCUUCCGGGAGCCCGCCCUGCAGGGAAGCCCCCGGCCUUGGCGCCACCUUGGGCCCCCUCUUCCAACGGGAGCUGCUCAACGGCUGCACCCUCCUCCUGACCGGGCGGCCCAAGGAGAGGCUCCCCCAGUACUUCCCACGGGUGGACACCGUCCUGGAGGUGGUGGGCCUCUCCGCGGAGCAGGCCUCGCUCUGCCUGGCCCGCUCUUUGGAGGGCUCUGCCCACGCGGAGCAGCAGGCGAAGCUGAUCAGGGCCUCCCCUUACCUCUUCAGCCACUGUGGCAACCCCAGCCUCUGCCGGUUCAUCUGCCAGGCUGCGCUUGAGACCACGGUGGGAGAGCUGCCCUCCACCCUCACCGGCCUCUUCGUCACCCACCUCCUCCAGAAGGCGGCAAGCGUGGCAACAGACGGCAGAGUCUCGAGGUGCCAGGGCAUCGCUGCCUUGGCCGAGGUCUCCUGGUGUCUCGGGCAGAGGUGCCAAAGGGCCCUGUUGAGCGGGCACUUCCCUUCCGCAGCCGUGAAGGAGUUUGCGCUGAAAACGGGGCUCAUGGAGGAGCAGCGGGGCGUCUGCGCCUUCUCCAGCUUCGCGGUCCAGGAUUUCCUGCUGGCCCUGCACCUGGCUCUCUCCCAAGAGAUGAAGGGCAAGAAGCUCACCCAAUACCUGGGCUGGGGGGCCAGGGUCAGGAAAUUCCUCUCCUCGGGGGGCCUGGUGCCCCGUUUCCUGUCUGGGCUGCUCUUCUCCAAGGACGAGCUCAGCGGCCGCCUCCUCUUCGGCAAGGAAGGCGACUUGGAUGCGGAGAAGACAGUCGCCAGGAAGCAGAGGAGCCUCUCCAGAUUCAUCCGGAAACUUCCCAUUCGGGAUUUCAGUCCAGGGAAAUUGCUGGAGCUGCUCCACUGCGUCCAUGAGACCGAAGACCCCUACCUCUUGAAGCACGUGAGCCUGGAGCUGGGGCCGGACCUCUCUUUCUUGGGCUUCCCGCUGCCCCCGCCAGAUGUCAGCGUCCUGCACUCCAUCCUGAGGAGGUCCUCCAAGACCUUCUCGGUAGACCUGAGGGGCAGCUGCCUUCCCCUGGAGGGGCUCAGGAAGCUGGUUGGCCUGAAGAGCAUCUCCAAGUUCAGGGUCUCCCUGGGGGAAGCCGUGGCCCUCUGGAAGCACCUGUGGGACGUCCGGGAGAGGGAAGCACUGCAGGCGGCCAUGGAGAAGUUCCUGGUGGGGCCCUUCAGGGCCAAGACGACGGGGGACGUGGAUGCCCUUCUCGGCCUGGUGGAGCUGCAGAGAGACAUGGCGGAAGGGGAAGACGCUGAGGGUUCCAGCGCCCGCCUUAUUCCAGCCAUCGCUGGGCUCCUGCGACUGGAAUUCAGCCUCGGGCCCAGCUCUGGCUUGGAGGGAUUCCGAAAGUUGGCGGAUUCUUUGGUCGCCUUCUCGGCUCUUCAGCACUUGGACUUGGAUUCCCCUGAUGAGAACGAAAUCGGAGACAAAGGGGUGGGCUCCCUCGCCCGCGUCCUUCCUCGCUUGGCGUCUCUGGAGACCUUGAACUUGUCCCGGAACAAGAUCACCGACCAGGGCGCUGAGCUAUUGGCCGGAGCCCUCCCCGCCCUGCGUUCGCUGAAGACCCUCAGCUUGUACGAAAACAACAUUGGGGACGCGGGAGCGGAGCGCGUGGCAGAGGUGCUGCCCCAGAUGUGUGCGUUGCGGGUGCUGGACCUGCACUGCAACCAGAUUUCUGCCGCCGGAGCCCGGUGUCUGACGGAGCACUUGAGGAGAUGCCCCGGCAUCCGGAGCUUGGCGUUGUGGAACCCAAUGAUCCCUCACGGGGUUCUGGACCACCUGCAGCAGCUGGAUUCUCGGAUCAGGAGAUUUUAGGGGCCACCGGAUUCUGC